AACCAUUCAUGGGUUCUCCACCCGUUACCUUCGUCUCCAAACUUCUGCCAUCAUAAAAAAACCCAAAGUUGGUGCGAUCGUGUGAUCUGUAAUUUAAAAUCGCGUCGUAACGAAUUUGCUCUAUACUAUUGGCAUUGAUCUUCCAGUAAAUUGUACUUAUUCAUUGACCAAUGGCGGGAGCCGUUUCCGCGCUUUUAAUUCUCGAUAUAAAGGGACGUUGCUUGCUCAGUCGUCACUAUCGCGGUGACAUUUCAUCUGUUGAAGCGGAGAGGUUCUUCACCAAACUCCUUGAGAUUGAGGAGGACAUAGAGUCUCAAGGUCCAGUAGUGUUUGACAGCGGUGUCUCUCAUAUAUUUAUUCAACACAACAAUGUCUACUUAAUGGCUGUAUCCAGACAAAACUGUAAUGUUGCUAGCCUCAUUGUAUUUCUCCACCGGUUAGCUAGUGUUUUUGAGUAUUAUUUUGGAGAGUUAGAAGAGGAAUCUCUUAGAGAUAAUUUUGUUGUAGUGUAUGAAUUAUUGGAUGAAAUGAUGGACUUUGGAUACCCACAAUAUACAGAAGCAAUGAUUCUAAGUGAAUUCAUCAAGACUGAUGCUUAUAAGUUGGAAGUUACACAAAGGCCUCCAAUGGCUGUUACUAAUGCAGUCUCUUGGCGAAAUGAAGGAAUAUACUACAAAAAGAAUGAAGUGUUCCUGGAUGUGAUUGAAAAUGAGAGCAUGUGUAAGUGGAAUGCCUGA
Molecule: messenger RNA, 737 nt
Organism: Lactuca virosa
Lineage: Eukaryota; Viridiplantae; Streptophyta; Magnoliopsida; Asterales; Asteraceae
Source: the annotation of a GenBank genome assembly